AUGGAAACGGAUACGUUGAAACAAGGCCAACGGCUCCAUGACUGGGAGCUUCUGAACUCAACGGGUGGAGUGUUCAGGUUAGGAUUUUUAAGCCUGGAGUCUGAUUCUGCCCUGUUGGGCACCUUUGCUUCUCGCUAUAUAGGAAUAUGGUUCAACAGAAUACCCAUUUAUCCUGUGUGGGUUGUCAAUCCGAACGAUCCAAUUCCAGAUUCCUCUGGUGCUUUAAUAAUGGAUACCGAUGGCAUUUUGAAGAUUGCAUACGCCCCUCCCAUCGCUUUAAGUUCCAAUCAAGCAAUCAGAACUUCAGAGAAAAACAUCACAGCCACGCUACUAGACUCUGGAAACUUAGUCAUCAGAGAGGUUCAUUCUGACAGAAUGGCAGGACCAAUUUUAUGGCAGAGGGCCUUCAAACUCGGUCUAGAUCCUAAUGGCUCCAGCCAAUUGACGGUGUGGAGGCGAGGAGAAGUAUAUUGGAGAAGUGGGGCGUGGAAAAAUGGGAGCUUCGAGUUGGCAACUCAGAUAACGAAGAGAAUUAAUGAGUAUGAGUUCAGGUUUGUAAAAAAUGAGAAUGAAAGUUAUUUCGCUUAUUCUGUUAAAAACAAAUCAGCUGUUUUGUCAAGGUGGGAGUUGGAGUCUUCGGGCGAAAUUACACAGUUCACUUUGGAUAGCCAUUCUGGUGAUGUUCAUUGGAUAUUUGAAACUACUAGUCCAUGCAACACUGUUGCCAAAAAUUCUACUGCUGUUUGCUUAAACGAAAAGUCCUUAAAGUGCAGGAAAGCUUCAGCAGGGUAUGUGGUGGGCAAUAAUGCAAGUUUAGCUCUGAGUGAUUGCCACGCGGCGUGCUGA
Mangifera indica (mango) is the source of this 846-nucleotide messenger RNA. Its product is annotated as G-type lectin S-receptor-like serine/threonine-protein kinase CES101. The transcript has 3 exons. The record is from RefSeq and is a predicted model, not a curated record. NCBI's taxonomy places the organism in Eukaryota, Viridiplantae, Streptophyta, Magnoliopsida, Sapindales, Anacardiaceae. The coding region runs from base 1 to 846 and encodes 281 amino acids. Gene Ontology annotation, biological process: recognition of pollen.